Messenger RNA from Drosophila navojoa, 1497 nucleotides. RefSeq names its product beaten path Vb (gene beat-Vb). The record is from RefSeq and is a predicted model, not a curated record. NCBI's taxonomy places the organism in Eukaryota, Metazoa, Arthropoda, Insecta, Diptera, Drosophilidae.
GAGACAUACAUAAUCAUAGUGCAAAGUAAUAUGUUUGAAGAUUGUACGGCAAACAGAGCAAAGCAGAGAAAAUUGAUUUGAAAAUAUGCCGGACGGAGAGUUUUCGCAUGCGACAGGACCUGGGCCAAGGAUCGCAUAGAAUGGAUAAUGCUGGCUGCUGGCUGCUGCAGCUGGGCAUCUAUAUGCUGCUGGCUAUGCGACGCAUUCAGUGUCUACUUGUGACUGACAUCAAUGUGCCACAAAUUGUUGAUUUUCGUGAUAACGUGACAUUAUCCUGCAGCUAUGACAUAAGUGGUCACACGUUAAAUUCGGUUAAGUGGUACAAAAACGACGGCGAGUUUUUUAGAUAUGCGCCGCUAAUGCAGACCGUUUUUCGCAAGUUCCCGGUGGCGGGCGUGCAAUUGAUCGAUAACAGCUACGAAUGCAAUGAAUCCUCGUGUCGUGUGGACUUGAAUUUAUUGGGCAUCAAAUCGACGGGCGUCUACAGGUGCGAAGUGUCCGGCGAUGCGCCGCACUUCAAGCUCUCCGAGCGCACGGCCAACAUGAGCGUUGAGGCGCUGCCUCAAAACAAUCCGCUCAUCAGCGGCUUCCACUCGAUGUAUCGUGAAGAUGAUUUCGUCCAGGUCAAUUGUAGCACAGAUUAUUCCAGUCUGGUGACCACGAUUAGCUGGUAUAUAAAUGGCAUCAAGGCCAGCAAAUUGGAUCUGUUGCCCAGUGAAGAGACAACGAUUACGGCACACGAUUACAAGCUGCGGCGCAUCGUCUCGCAGCUGAACUUUUAUGCCAGCGAGCCGCGCUUCCAGCAGCCACAACUGCAGCGCCUGCAGCAGCAGCGACAACAACAGCAGCAACAACAACAGCAGCACAGGCAACAGAAGCAGCUGCAGCGACGCCUCGAGCUGCGCUGCGUGGCCGAGAUCGGCAGCUAUCCGCAGCUGACGCGCGAGUCCACGCUGCAGGCGCUGGUCAUACGGGACGACAUCGAUCGCAAGAAUCAGGAGCUGUACAAGUCAGGUGCGCCGCGGGUCGCUCUGCUCGGCGUUCAGCUGCUGCUGGCCGCGACGACCGCAGCGGCGGCAGCCAUCGGCAGCGGGUUGCUCUGCAGGCCGCUGACAUUUCAAUAUGGCGCCCGGAAGUUGACGCGCUGCAAAAUGGCGACACGGACAGGUGCUACAAGUACAACAACAACACCAGCCGCAACUGCAAUUUUUAGUUUUCACAUUUAACUCGAUCGGGUUUUAUUCACAUUUUUUGUGUUUGUAAACUGUUUUCUAGCUUUAAGCAACUGAAAUGCACGUGAGAAUUUACAACUACAACUGAUAUAUGUAUGUAUAUGUGUGUGUGUGUGUACAUUGUACAUUCGUACAUCACUAUGAGCAUACCGUUAUUUAACACACACACGAUGUAAGCAAGCUAACCUGUGUAAAUAGUCUAUAAGUAUGCGAGUACGCAAUACAAUUAAAGCUCAUCAAUAAAAAUAAAACCAAAUGCAAACGA